CGUUUCCAGUGCGGUCACACUGCCCUAGAGCCCCAAACAACAACAAUUUUAGAACCUGGCCUGCCUGCAAUAAACAAAACAUCGAAUUGAAAACGAAUACGAAUACUUCCCGUGUCAAAUAGUCACCGCCAAAACAGCACCACCACCUAGCAAACCGAAGAGGCCAAAACCAAACCACUCAUGUUCCCAGUGCACCCGUUCUUGCUGCUGCUCCUCCUCUUCGCCAAGGGAACCCACCAGAUAAAUGUCGACUGCAACGAGCUGCAAAUGAUGGGCCAGUUUAUGUGCCCAGAUCCGGCAAGGGGUCAGAUCGAUCCGCGGACGCAGCAAUUGGCCGGAUGUACCAAAGAGGGCCAUGCCCGAGUCUGGUGCAUUGCCGCCCAUGAGAUCAAUUGUACGGAGACGGGCAACUCCACCUUCACCCGGGAAGUGCCCUGCAAGUGGACAAAUGGCUACCACCUGGACACUACUUUGCUACUCUCCGUUUUCCUGGGCAUGUUCGGGGUGGAUAGGUUCUACUUAGGCUACCCGGGCAUUGGGCUACUCAAGUUCUGUACCCUUGGCGGCAUGUUCCUGGGCCAGCUCAUUGACAUAGUGCUAAUUGCCCUACAAGUUGUGGGUCCGGCGGAUGGUUCCGCUUAUGUGAUACCCUAUUACGGAGCCGGAAUCCAUAUCGUUCGUAGCGACAACACCACCUACAGGCUGCCCAGGGACGACUGGUGAUGGUUAAGGCGACACAGCGCCUGGUGUACAGUAGAUCACGUUAAGUCCUUGUUAUACCUUAAGUACGGCUUAUGACACUAGCGAUAAGCAACGACUGCGGAUCCGAUCUGAUCCAUGAUCGAGACUCUGAUUAGUGCAUUACGUACCCUAGUUAAUAAGUGUAAAGAUUGUUGCCACCCCUCCUUUGCGUAGCCUAAGUUGCAUUGUUUAGUCUUAGUUACCAAUGUACAUGGUCCCUCAUACAACUCUACAUCUGUGUAAUUGUAUAGGCCGCAUAGACAAAUUGUUUGCCAAUAUAACUAACGAUUUUAA
Messenger RNA from Drosophila eugracilis, 1035 nucleotides. It is a transcript of the gene bisc, whose product is annotated as TM2 domain-containing protein CG10795. NCBI's taxonomy places the organism in Eukaryota, Metazoa, Arthropoda, Insecta, Diptera, Drosophilidae. The transcript is spliced from 2 exons. The record is from RefSeq and is a predicted model, not a curated record. The coding region runs from base 181 to 723 and encodes 180 amino acids.